Molecule: messenger RNA, 3679 nt
Organism: Alligator mississippiensis (American alligator)
Lineage: Eukaryota; Metazoa; Chordata; Crocodylia; Alligatoridae
Gene: DHX33
Product: DEAH-box helicase 33
Exons: 12
Coding region: 1-2070 (689 amino acids)
Biological process (GO): positive regulation of transcription by RNA polymerase I
Cellular component (GO): nucleolus; intracellular anatomical structure
Molecular function (GO): ATP binding; RNA binding
Source: RefSeq, a predicted model, not a curated record
AUGCCGCGGACGGGUGAGGAGCUGCCCCCGGCCAAGAGAGCGAAGGCGGCGGGCCCCGGCCCCGGCCCCGGCCCCGCGCCCGCCCGCCGAGCCAUGCUGCUGGCGUCGCCCGGAGCCAAGCGGCCGCCGGCCCCCAGCACCGCCGGGGAGGCGCAGCGCCGCAGCCUGCCCAUCUUCCAGGCGCGGGGCCCGCUGCUCGCCCGGCUCCGCGCCCUCGACACCGCCGUCCUCAUCGGGGAAACAGGCUCAGGAAAGACCACUCAGAUUCCUCAGUAUCUCUAUGAAGCCGGAAUUGGCCACCAAGGCAUCGUUGCUGUGACCCAGCCACGCAGAGUAGCUGCCAUCUCCUUAGCCACCAGAGUCUCAGAUGAGAAGAAGACAAAGCUGGGGAAACUGGUUGGCUAUACGGUGCGCUUUGAAGAUCUUACAUCUGAAGGAACUAGAAUCAAGUUCCUAACGGAUGGGAUGCUUCUCCGAGAAGCCAUUGGGGACCCCUUGCUGCGCAAAUACAGCGUCGUCAUUCUGGAUGAAGCUCAUGAGAGGACAAUACACACUGAUGUACUCUUUGGAGUGGUCAAAGCAGCACAAAAGAAGCGGAAGGAGCUGGGCAAAUUGCCACUCAAAGUGGUCGUCAUGUCAGCUACCAUGGAUGUAGACCAGUUCUCUCAAUACUUCAACGGAGCUCCAGUCCUCUACCUAGAAGGCCGGCAACAUCCUAUCCAGAUCUUUUACACCAAACAGCCUCAAAGUGAUUACCUCCAAGCAGCACUGGUAUCAGUCUUCCAGAUCCAUCAGGAAGCACCUUCUUCUCAGGACAUCCUUGUGUUUCUGACGGGUCAGGAAGAGAUCGAAGCAAUGACUAAAACGAGCAGAGACAUUGCAAAGCAUCUCCCUGAUGGCUGCCCGCAGAUGGUGGUGUUGCCUCUGUAUGCUUCACUGCCCUACUCACAGCAACUCCGGGUCUUUCAGUCUGCACCCAAGGGGUAUCGCAAAGUGAUCCUGUCAACCAACAUUGCAGAAACCUCCAUCACCAUCACAGGAAUAAAAUAUGUAUUGGACACGGGCAUGGUUAAAGCAAAGAAGUACAACCCUGAAAGUGGCCUAGAAGUACUGGCAGUUCAGCGUGUGUCAAAAGCCCAGGCCUGGCAGCGGACGGGGCGAGCAGGACGAGAGGACAGUGGGAUCUGUUACCGGCUGUACACGGAGGACGAGUUUGAGAAGUUUGAUAAAAUGACGAUACCCGAGAUACAGAGGUGUAACUUGGCCAAUGUGAUGCUGCAGCUCCUGGCUCUUAGAAUUCCCAAUGUGCUUACUUUUGAUUUUAUGUCCAAACCAUCUCCAGAUGCGAUUCAAGCAGCCAUUGAGCAACUGGAUCUGCUGGGGGCUGUGGAACGGAAGGAGGAUCAGCUUGUCCUGACUCCACUGGGAAGGAAGAUGGCAGCAUUUCCUCUAGAACCCAAGUUCUCUAAAACCAUCCUCGUGUCUCCCAAGUACCACUGCACAGAAGAGAUCCUGACCAUCAUAUCCCUGCUGUCCGUGGACAGUGUGCUUUACAAUCCCCCGUCCCGGCGGGAUGAAGUGCAGGCUGUCAGGAAGAAGUUCAUCUCCAGUGAAGGGGAUCAUCUUACCCUGCUUAGUGUCUACAGGGCCUUCAAAAGUGUCAGCGGCAAUAAGGAGUGGUGCAAAGAGAACUUUGUGAAUGGCCGGAAUAUGCUGCUAGUAUCAGAUGUCAGAGCUCAGCUCAGGGACAUAUGUGUAAAGCUCUCCAUGCCCAUCGAGUCCUCCCGGUCGGAUACGGGGAACAUCCGCCGCUGCCUAGCUCACAGCCUCUUUAUGAACGCUGCAGAGCUACAGCCAGAUGGCACCUAUGUCACUGCAGACACCCACCAGCUGGUGGCCAUCCACCCAUCCUCUGUCCUUUUCCACUGCAAGCCAGCCUGUGUCCUUUACAAUGAACUGCUUCACACCAACAAAUGCUACAUGCGGGACCUGUGUGUGGUGGAUGCAGACUGGCUGUAUGACGCUGCACCAGAUUAUUUCCACAGGAAGCUAAGAACAGCCAAGAACUGACCAGUACUUGGUGAUGUUGGACAAUCUGCCUGGGAUUUUUAGGGUCACAAUCAGAUGUUUUUUGUAAUGAACAAACAGAAGCAAGAGAGCUUUGCUUUGGCAAUCAGGUACAACCUUACAGAAAAACAGCUUCUUCCUGAAAGCUGGACCUCGCGAAUCUCUGCUGGCUUAGAACAAUCAUCCUUGGUUACAAGGAAUUAUGUAAGGGCGAACGUAAUGUAUGCAGUAUGUGUGUGAAUCUAUAUAUAUAUAUAUAUGUAUAUAGUUGGGCAGAGUAAGGGGCAUCAGAUUCCAAUUUUUAAGAUGAGCUCAAGUUUUACUGGGGUACGUAUAAAGAAAUGAGAUCCCAAAAACUCUACUGAGCAGAUUUGAGUUUGGUUUUUUACAGUUGCCCUUGUAUCCUUUGCAAGUUUUAUUGGGGGAAAAAAAAUUAAAUCGUUCUUCUUUCUCUGUAUAGAUAUAGGUAUAUGUAGAGAAAAUGCCUUUUUAAAUGUAUGUUUUUAGGAGGGGAGGUGCUAAUGUCUUUUACCUCAUCAGACAUCUCUGCCUAAUGUCGGUCUCUCCGCCUUAUUUUGAGGCAUCCAAGGGCCAGUAAAGGGUUCCCUGAAUUGACAUUCAUUGCCUGUGCCUGUCUGAGACAUAAACCGUCUGGGCUCGAUAGUCAUGCAGUGCCCAAGAGCGGUUGUCAGCAACCUGUUAGAGCUGUUUUUACUCCUGAACAUUAUUUCUCAGAAUAUUUUGUGUGUGUGUAGAGAUUAGACUGCCAGUGUCUGCAUUUUGCCAAUCGUGUUUGGCCAGUCGUCUUUGCCAGGAGAGGUGUCUCUUGACCCGACAGCCAGGCGUCAAAGCAGACCCCCAGGCCCUGUUCCAGACUAAGCCCAGCAUGUUAGCACUAAAACCCCCCUCUAACUAUGGUGCAUGCACACACACCAAGCUCUAUGUUUUGCUAACCUCAAGCACUAUCUGAUCUAUUGCUUUAGCUAAUCAGGCUAUUUGGUAGCAACUUUCACAAAAAGACUAUGAAGAUGUCUGCUGGAGUCAGACUUCCAUUGAGAACCCUUUAAUCAUCAAACACUUAUUACUUCCAUUAGGGCUUUACACCAGCAUUUCUCUGCUUUUUCUUCCCCCCUUAAUUUAUAUUUUGCCUUGCCUUAUAUUUUUUUUCUGGCAUGGCAACAUUUGUCAUGUCCUAGGCAGUCUUUGCUGCUUACCCCGUUGGAGCGUCUAGCCAUCAGUUUCUUCACUGGAGGAAAACAUUGCAAUAAGAUCCAAUCUUAUUUUUUAAUCCUGUGUUUUAUACUAGAACUAAGAAAGGCUGGACCAGUCUCAUUGCUCGACUCUAGAGCUUUCCCCUCGGGAACGAGCACAAUGCGCUGCUCCAUGUGACAGAGCAGGGGCGGAUAAAAAUGUAGAAGUUAUUUUUGAACAAUAUCCGUGCGAGUACUUCUACCGGGACCUCUCCGAGAGAGGCAGCUUUUCAAUUUCAACAGAAGUCUGUUGGUAGUUUUAGGCCGAGGUGAAUUAAAACAGAUUAGAUUUCGAAAAGGGCGGGAGAGGGACCAGUUUUGUAAACGCAGUGUCACUGUGGAAUAAAACGUGCUUAGUUUAA